GGCAGUGCCCCGUCGCGGUCGGUUGAUCCAGCUCACACACAACACUCAGUCCGUCGCCAACGCGCGAGUCGAUAAAACGUUAGCGCGCAGUUCGUAUCGAUAUAAACAGACAUGUUGUUUCACAUCACUAUCGCUGUGCUGGUGGCCGUUGCGCAGGCGAAAUUCUACACGGACUGUGGCUCGAAGCUAGCCACUGUGGAGAAUGUGGGAGUGAGCGGCUGCAAGGAGGACGCCAAGGAGUGCGUACUCAAAAGGAACAGCAAUGUCACCAUCAGCCUCGACUUCGUGCCCUCGGAGGACGUGUCCAGCCUGCAGACGGUGGUGCACGGCAUCAUCAUGAACCUCCCGGUGCCGUUCCCUCUGCCUCAGCCUGAUGCCUGCAAGGACUGCGGACUCACUUGUCCUCUCAAGGCUGGAAGUAAAGCGAGCUACCAAUCCACGCUCCCCAUACUCAAAUCCUAUCCCAAAGUGAAGGUGGAAGUCAAAUGGGAGCUCCAAGACAAGGACGGCGAAGACCUGGUCUGCAUCAUCAUACCGGCUCGACUCAACUAAACCAAUACUUCGAUCAUAAGGACUUCUAUUUAAAUACUUGGACUGCAGUUUAAUAAAACGUGUCUGUUUUGGAUGAAAAGAUUAGUUAAUUAUGUGAUUAUUUAAGAUUAGCUGACACCGCGCGGUUCCCGUUCCCGUAGGAAUAUGGGGAUAAUAUAUAGCCUAUAGCCUUCCUCGAUAAAUGGGCUAUCUAACACUGAAAGAAUUUUUCAAAUCGGACCAGUAGUUCCUGAGAUUAGCGCGUUCAAUCAAACAAACUCUUCAGCUAUGUAAUAUUAGUAUUAGUAUAGAUAACAUUGUAGCAAUUUUAUUCAUGAAACAGUGGCGGCAUUAGGAAGCGCCAAAGGGGGGACAAAAAUAAUUUACAAGUUUUCAAAAUACGAAUUUUCUUCCGUAUUCUAUUUAUAGCGAGAAGGUACUCAUAUUUUGCAAUUUUUGGAGGGUUUUUCUUUUCAUGACAUUCGAAUCUCUUUUUACUCUUUUGUAAUUAGUGUCUUAAAGAAGAGCUUUUGUUGAAGUUAAAAGUUCGUGUAUUUAAUAUUUUAAGAAGUAUUCUUUGUUCUCAUUGCUGUUUUUCUGUACCUAAAAAUUUCAUAAUUAAAACUAAAAGCAUUUAAGUUUAAUUAUUAUAAGUUUAUUGUACCUACUAAAGAGCACGUACACGGAUUGUGUGUUUAUUUAAAAGUAGACGUAGCAAUAUCUGAUAACUAGCUGACGAAUUGGAGUCGAACUCUGGACCUUACGGUUCGUAGCUAAACCAGCUAACCACAGGACCAAUGAGGCAGAUUUUAAAAAAGGCAUUUCAUCUUAAAUCAAUUUAGAUCAAGACCACAGUAGCAUCCACAGACUGAUCAAACCAUUUAUUUUGACCUUUCCUCAUAGAACGAAUUUAUAAAGGUUGAAAGUAUGUCAUGCUUCUACCAUUCCUCAGUACAUAAUUAUUGCUGCGUCUAUGAUAUUAUAAAAAAAAUUGUCUUGCCUAAGUUGUUCACCAAAGUUUCGUAAGAUAUUUGUACAUCACAUAAUAGAGAUAAGUAUAAAAUUAUCAAAAAUCUAA
Messenger RNA from Bicyclus anynana (squinting bush brown), 1609 nucleotides. It is a transcript of the gene Npc2a, whose product is annotated as ecdysteroid-regulated 16 kDa protein. Gene Ontology annotation, molecular function: sterol binding. The coding region runs from base 112 to 552 and encodes 146 amino acids. NCBI's taxonomy places the organism in Eukaryota, Metazoa, Arthropoda, Insecta, Lepidoptera, Nymphalidae. The transcript is spliced from 4 exons. Gene Ontology annotation, biological process: intracellular cholesterol transport. The record is from RefSeq and is a predicted model, not a curated record.